GAGACGCGGAGGAGGAGACAUGAGCCGGCGGGCGCCCAGACGGAGCGGCCGUGACGCGGUCGUGCAGCAGCCGCGCGCUCCAGCCCCGGAGCGCUGACCCCUGGCCCCGCGCAGCCCCGCGCCCCGGCCAGAGAGCGCACCCCAGCUUCCAGCCCCGCCACGCAUGCUGUCCCCGGAGUGAACCGGGCAGCCAGUUUCCCGUGGACGCCCGGACGGCCGGCCGGCCGGCAGUGAGCAAGCUUCCCCGCACCGGCUGGGCGCCUCCUGCAUAGCUGCGGCCGCCCCGCAGCCCCCGCGCCAGCCCGGAGGGCGCAGCGCUCGGGAGGAGCCGCGCGGGGCGCUGAUGCCGCAGGGCGCGCCGCGGAGCGCCCCGGAGCAGCAGAGUCUGCAGCAGCAGCAACCGGCGAGGAGGGAGCAGCAGCAGAGGCGGCGGCGGCGGCGGCGCCGGCGGAGGCGCCCGGUCCCGGCCGCGCGGAGCGGACAUGUGCAGGCUGGGCUAGGAGCCGCCGCCUCCUCCCCGCCCAGCGAUGUAUUCAGCGCCCUCCGCCUGCACUUGCCUGUGUUUACACUUCCUGCUGCUGUGCUUCCAGGUACAGGUGCUGGCGGCCGAGGAGAACGUGGACUUCCGGAUCCACGUGGAGAACCAGACGCGGGCUCGGGACGAUGUGAGCCGUAAGCAGCUGCGGCUGUACCAGCUCUACAGCCGGACCAGCGGGAAGCACAUCCAGGUCCUGGGCCGCAGGAUCAGCGCCCGUGGCGAGGACGGGGACAAGUAUGCCCAGCUCCUAGUGGAGACAGAUACCUUCGGCAGUCAAGUCCGGAUCAAGGGCAAGGAGACGGAGUUCUACCUGUGCAUGAACCGGAAAGGCAAGCUGGUGGGGAAGCCCGACGGCACCAGUAAGGAGUGCGUGUUCAUCGAGAAGGUCCUGGAGAACAACUACACGGCCCUGAUGUCGGCCAAGUACUCCGGCUGGUACGUGGGCUUCACCAAGAAGGGGCGGCCGAGGAAGGGCCCCAAGACCCGGGAGAACCAGCAGGACGUGCACUUCAUGAAGCGCUACCCCAAGGGGCAGGCGGAGCUGCAGAAGCCCUUCAAGUACACCACGGUGACCAAGCGGUCCCGGCGGAUCCGGCCCACGCACCCCGGCUAGGGGCCGCCCCGGCCGUGCCCACCGUCACAGAGAACUGCACCAGAGGAAUAUUUUUACACGAAAAAGAAGGAAGAAGCUCUAUUUUUGUACAUUGUGUUUCAAAGAAGACAAAAACUGAACCAAAACUCUUGGGGGUGGGGUGG
Eptesicus fuscus (big brown bat) is the source of this 1294-nucleotide messenger RNA. RefSeq names its product fibroblast growth factor 18 (gene FGF18). Gene Ontology annotation, biological process: positive regulation of cell population proliferation; positive regulation of protein phosphorylation; regulation of cell migration. NCBI's taxonomy places the organism in Eukaryota, Metazoa, Chordata, Mammalia, Chiroptera, Vespertilionidae. Gene Ontology annotation, cellular component: cytoplasm. Bases 528 to 1151 code for a protein of 207 amino acids. The record is from RefSeq and is a predicted model, not a curated record. Gene Ontology annotation, molecular function: growth factor activity; type 1 fibroblast growth factor receptor binding; type 2 fibroblast growth factor receptor binding. The transcript is spliced from 5 exons.